AGGAUGCUUUGCCAACGGUGACGCUAUUCACCGGCGCCGACGGAAGAGCACCUGACUGAGCGGAAGUAGAGAUCUCUGAGGCGAGGAAGGUGAGGACGAGAGGAACUGUGAAGCUUUUCAGCUUCACCUCCCUCACUGAUUCAGCAUGGGGGAUAAGUCAGAGAACUGUAGGGUUCCAGAGGAUCUGUUCACUGGUUUGAAAGUUACAGAUCCCCAGGAAGCAGAGUGUGUUAACCCUCCAGUAUCCAGUGCCAAAGAGCAUCAUUCCCGGAGCGAGCUGCUCAAGGAUGUCGAGGCCCAGCCCCAGGAGGACCAGGGAGAGGAGGAGUGCUUUCAUGACGCCAGUGCCUCAUUUGAGACGGAGGAGCCAGGAGUGGACAAGAUUGAGAACAAACCUGAGGAUGAUAUGAAUUCCUCUGAACUAGAUGAAGAAUAUCUAAUGGAACUGGAAAAGAACAUGCCAGAUGAAGAGAAAAAGAGAAGGAGAGAAGAGAGCUCUAGACUAAAGGAGGAGGGAAAUGAGCAGUUUAAGAAGGGAGAUUACAUAGAAGCCGAAAGUUCUUAUACUCGAGGCCUUCAGACGUGUCCCUCCUGCUUCCAGAAAGACCGGUCUGUUCUGUUUUCAAACAGAGCUGCGGCAAGGAUGAAACAGGACAAGAAAGAGAUGGCCAUCAGUGACUGCAGCAAAGCAAUUCAAUUAAACCCCAGCUACAUCAGGGCAAUACUGAGGAGAGCAGAGUUGUAUGAGAAGACUGACAAGCUGGAUGAAGCCCUGGAAGACUAUAAAUCCAUAUUAGAAAAAGACCCAUCAGUACAUCAAGCAAGAGAAGCUUGCAUGAGAUUACCUAAGCAAAUUGAAGAACGUAAUGAAAGGCUGAAGGAAGAGAUGUUAGGUAAACUAAAAGAUCUUGGGAACUUGGUUCUCCGGCCUUUUGGACUCUCCACAGAGAAUUUCCAGAUCAAACAGGAUUCUUCUACUGGCUCCUACUCCAUCAAUUUUGUUCAAAAUCCAAAUAACAACAGAUAACAAAGAUAACAAUAGCUUUUAUAGCUGGCUUGGAAGUUGUGUGCUGCUUGUAUUAGCAAGGGGAAAGGCCCUGCCAGUGUUUUAACUUCUAAAAGCAUCUGAUCUCAGAGACAGGCCGUCUCGUAGAGCCCAGCGCUCCCUUCUCUCCCUUGUUUUACGAUCAGGGUGAAAUGCACUUCCUGAUACAGUGAGCCUCAUUUGAUUUCCAUUUUACGGUGGUGUCUGUGCUGCUGUUGCACUGGUUCUGGCUGUCCUUUGUUUUGUCCAGGAGAAAGCCUGCUUAUCGAGACUCACCUCCCUGAGCUCCACAAACACAAACCCAGCUGGAGUUUCCUGGGCCAAGCAAACCUGCCAGGCAGACUACCCAGCCACGCGUGAUGGGGUCCCUGCCUGCUGUCCCCUCACCCCGAUUGCACACACUGCCCUGCGUGGGCUCCAGCAUCUCCUGGUUUCCUCUGGUAAUAAAUGCUUUCUGUGACAGUC
This is a messenger RNA of Dama dama (fallow deer), 1510 nucleotides long. RefSeq names its product tetratricopeptide repeat domain 1 (gene TTC1). Bases 146 to 1027 code for a protein of 293 amino acids. The record is from RefSeq and is a predicted model, not a curated record. NCBI's taxonomy places the organism in Eukaryota, Metazoa, Chordata, Mammalia, Artiodactyla, Cervidae. The transcript has 8 exons. Gene Ontology annotation, molecular function: protein binding.